AUGAGGAUUGAGGAACUUAUCCUCGAAGGCUUCAAGUCGUACCCCGUACGUACUCAAAUCACCGGAUGGGAUCCUUCUUUCAAUGCGAUAACCGGCCUCAAUGGUUCUGGCAAGUCGAAUAUACUCGACGCGAUAUGCUUCGUACUAGGAAUGACCAAUAUGUCCCAGAUGCGCGCGCAGAACCAGCCGGACCUAAUCUACAAACGAGGGCAGGCUGGCAUUGCUAAGGCUAGCGUUACAAUCGUCUUUGACAACUCGGACCGCGAGAAGAGUCCGGUAGGGUACGAGCAAUUUAAGCAGAUCACCGUUACCCGUCAAAUCGCCCUCCCCAACGUCACGAAAUACCUGCUGAAUGGCCAUAAAGCCCAGCAGCAGGCCAUUCACACCCUAUUCCAGGCCGUUCAACUCAAUAUCAACAACCCGAACUUCCUUAUCAUGCAGGGGAAGAUCACAAAGGUUUUGAACAUGCGACCGCAAGAGAUUCUCGGUAUGGUUGAAGAAGCCGCUGGUACCCGUAUGUUCGAAGAGCGCAAGGACAAAGCACAGCGAACCAUGGCCAAAAAGGAAAAGCGCGUCCAUGAGAUCACUUCCCUGCUAGCCGAGGAAAUUUCGCCCAAACUCGAGAAACUUCGGCACGAGAAGCGGUCCUUUAUCCAGUACCAGAAGGCGUGCGAUCAGUUAGAACAUUUAGGGCGUGUGCUAAGGGCCUGGGAAUGGGUCACUGGGAAUGAGAGGAUCGAGAGCAAGAGUCGGGAAAUCGCAGAGAAAGAAGCGUUGGGGAAAGAAAUUGAACGGGACAAGAAGAAGUAUGCUAAAGAAUGCGCGGAGGCGGACAAGGCGAUGCAGAACGUGGCCAAGAAGAGGGACGAAGAGAUGAAGAAAGGUGGUAAGCUGAAGAAGCAGGAGGAAGAGGUCGCGGAGCUGGACAAACUCCUCGUCAAGUUAAAGACGAAUGUAGACAUUCAGAACGGGAAUGUGAAGGACGAAGAGGAGCGCAUCAGCACCCUCGAGGGUGAACUCAAAGAACUUGAGAAUUCCCUAGUCGAAAAGCAGAAGGAGGUCGAAUCUAUCACGGCUGCCUUCAAGAUUGUCGAUGACGAGCAUAAAUCGCGUCAAACCAAACUCACAAGCGCAGAGGAACUCCUUCAAUCACUCCUGACAGGGCUCUCUUCAUCCAACCGAAAUGGUGGUGGUGGUGGAUAUAUGGGGCAGCUCGCCGACGCGAAGGCGCGUAUCGCUCAGGCAGCCGCCGAGGAGGAACAGUGCCGCGUGAAGUUGGUUAUGCACGAGAAAGAGCUCAAAGCUUUGGGGGCACGAUGGAAGAGUAUGGAGAAGGAGGCGAAGGAUGGCGAGAAGCAGCUAGAGAAGAAGAGGCGAGAGGUCGAGGAGGUAACGGCGAAAUUGGCGGCGUGUGGGUGGGACGCGGAUAAAGAAAACGAGGGCGAGGCGAAUUUGAGAAGGAUUCAAGGGGAGUUGAGAGGAUUGAAAGAUAACCACGAUCGUCUUCUUUCCAACUUAUCUCAGCUUGCGUUCAACUACACCCCGCCUUACCCCAAUUUCCCCACCUCAGCCGUCCUCGGCCCGGUCGCAUCCCUGAUAUCGCUCCCACCUGAGCAGCACAAGAAAGCCUUCGCGCUAGAGAUCUGCGCUGGGGGUAAACUAUGGCAAGUCGUAGUGGAAGACGAACGCGUAGGCAAGGAGGUCUUGGAGAAAGGUAACUUGAGAAAGCGCGUGACGAUGAUCCCGCUGAACAGAGUUCGGCCAAUGAGGUUGUCCGCUCAGAAACUACAAGCCGCCAAUCGCCUUACUCCGGGUAAGGUCGACGCGGCACUGUCCCUCGUCAAUUACUCCGAACGUGUCGAGCCGGCCAUUGCACACGUCUUCUCUGAUAAUCUCAUCUGUUCCGACACGGCGACUGCCAAGGCCCUGACCUUCAACAACGCCGUCGGCGUACGUUCAGUCACUCUUGACGGAGACAUCUACGAUCCUUCGGGGACGCUUACUGGGGGUUCAGCCCCCGCUUCAAGCAACAAUAUACUAAUACGAGCUGGGGAAUUGGGGGAGUGCAAGAGGAAGAUGGAAGCGAAGGAGGAAGAGUUCAGAGUAGCCGGGAAUGCGUGGGAGGGAGACGCCGGCCGGAGGAAGAGAGAUGUGUGGAAGGCGCUGGCCCGGGAGAGGGAAAUGAAGGAGCACGAGAUGAAGUUGUUAGUCGAGCAAGUCGAGAGCAGCAACGCGGCGAGGCUUGGAACCCAGAUCGAAGAGCUAAAGCAAACCAUCCUCGAUCUCCAGAAGGCCCUUCAAUCUGCCAACGACAUUCAGAAGGAAGCGAAGGAAGAGUGCAAGAAGCUCGAAAGAGACAUGGCGGAGUUCAAGGAUAACAAGGAAGGGAAGAUCGAUGAGCUCAAGGCCGAUAUAGCCAAGCAGAAGAGCACCUUGCAAAAGCACUCUGUGGCAUUAAAGACCCAGCAAAAGGAUCUCCAGACGGCAAAAUUGGAGCUCGAACAGAUAGAGGGCGACAUAGAAGCUGCUCAAGCAGGGAUAGUGGAGGCACGAGCGGGUGUCGAGAAGAUUCAGAAGGAGAUAGGUAAACUCGACAAGGAGUACAAGAAGACCGCUGCCCUCCACGCUGCCGCCGAAGAGAAAUUACUUGAAGAGCGUGCUACCCUUUCCCGCUUCGACAACGAAUUGAAGGAGCUUGAUCAAGUCAUCAGGUCGAAGAAGGAGGCCAUUUCAGAGGCCGACCUCCAGCUAAAGAAAACCGAGCAUGAACUUCAGGCGCUGGCUAAGGAGAAGGCCGCGGCCACCAACAAAGUCGCCGAUCUAGAGCAGCAGCACCCAUGGAUCGAGGAGGAUAAAGAAACGUUCGGCAAGCCAGGUUCCCCGUAUGACUUCAAGUCCAUGGAUAUGAAACAACAACGCGAAGAAGCGCGGAAGCUGGAAGAGGCACAAAAGGGUAUGAAGAAGAAAGUGAACCCCAAGGUUCUCAACAUGAUCGAUAGUGUCGAGAAGCGGGAGACAUCGCUUAAGAAGAAUCUAGCGACCGUCAUGAAGGACAAAGAGAAGAUCGAAGCCACCAUCGCGGAACUUGACAGAUACAAGCGUGACGCCUUACAGAAGACGUGGGAGAAAGUAGACGGUGAUUUCGGGGGAAUAUUCGCCGAGCUUCUUCCAGGCAACUUCGCUAAACUGCAGCCACCGGACGGUCAAGACCUCAUGGACGGACUCGAGGUCAAAGUAAGGCUCGGCAGUGUCUGGAAGCAGAGCCUGACGGAGCUGAGUGGCGGGCAGCGGUCGCUCAUCGCGCUCUCCCUCAUCAUGGCCCUGCUCCAAUUCAAGCCCGCUCCCAUGUAUAUCCUCGACGAAAUCGACGCCGCCCUCGAUCUCUCCCACACCCAACACAUCGGCCAGCUCUUCCGCACUCGCUUCAAGGGCUCGCAGUUUAUAGUCGUGUCGCUGAAGGAAGGGCUGUUCACGAACGCGAAUGUGCUGUUUAGAACCAGAUUCAACGACGGUAUUUCAAUCGUCGAGAGGACCGCGCAUCGGUCCACGUCGGCGUUGUACAACAACGGGCAGGAAGACGACGAGAACGCUGGCAACGGAAGACGAAGGAGAAUAGCGACAGCCUCAUGA
Pleurotus ostreatus (oyster mushroom) is the source of this 3630-nucleotide messenger RNA. RefSeq names its product Structural maintenance of chromosomes protein 2 (gene SMC2). The record is from RefSeq and is a predicted model, not a curated record. NCBI's taxonomy places the organism in Eukaryota, Fungi, Basidiomycota, Agaricomycetes, Agaricales, Pleurotaceae. Gene Ontology annotation, cellular component: chromosome. Gene Ontology annotation, molecular function: ATP hydrolysis activity; protein binding; ATP binding. The transcript has 14 exons. Gene Ontology annotation, biological process: chromosome organization. The coding region runs from base 1 to 3630 and encodes 1209 amino acids.